AUGGCUCAACGAAGACAUGAUGCUGGACCUUCUUCCAGGUACUCAGACUACCACAGGCGCGAAGGUCGGUCAUCGAAUCUUCCGCCAAGCUGGUCGGACAGCUCCGAGAGGCACUCUUACGAGUACGUGGACGAUCGAGAUCGACAUCCCGAUCCCCACGUCCCCAGCUACUCUAGGCAGUACGCAGGUGCUAGGCAGGACUAUCCUGCAUCUGCCGCAUCUCGGCCACGUCCCACGCCCAGAGAGGUCGAGUGGGAAGAACAUCGGCGGUGGGAAGAAGAUCAGAUGCGCAGGAGAUCGCAUGAACAGUCCGAGCGAGUCUCUGCUAGGCGUGGAUGGAGUCCUGAGGCUUCGAGAGGCUCGCAUCGCUCAGAAUAUCCGGACGAAGAUUCUCGAGGAUGGGCUAGACCUUCAAUGGACGUUGGGUCGUUGAGCAGUUCUGUGCAUCCUUCGUAUGACAGAGGCUCGCGCGACAGACGCCCCUUUGAAGAGUCUCGAUUUCCAUCCUACCUCCGCCAAUCGUCGCCGCCUCCUCAGGCCAGACGUGAUCCUUCGCCAGAAGCGUCGCCUUCCAAACCUGGCAUGAGCAUCAUGUCGCUGCUAGGCAACAAUCGUAGUGGGACAGACUCCAACACGGGGCCUAGCCCUUCGCCACCCCGGAGUGAGCCCGUACGUGACGUGUCACCGCCUAGACGCUCAGCUGCAGACCUGCCAUUUGACCCAAUCAGGGGCGAGCGAUAUGAGGCAAGACCUUCUGCAUACGCCUCGCCUCCGCGGUCUCGACACCAAAACGGGGAUCUAGAGGGAGAUUUGGAGGAAAAUAAUAGCGAAUUGUCGCCAGAACCCCUUGCGAAAGCUCCCGCUGGGCUCGCUGGCUUGCUGAGUCAAACAAGUCCCGAUCGAAAUCGAACUUCAGCUAUGCCUGCUUCCAUGUCGCAUCUCCUCGAUGGAGGCGGUCCACGUCCAUCUCGACCAAUUCCUCAAAGCCCCUCACCGAGCGAUCACGUCGACAAUGAGGAAUCGCACGCUCUGACGCGUCUUUCAUCAUCAUCUCUGUCACCGCCCCGCCAGCAAGCACCCAAAGCCCGCAUCAAUGGCACUUCGAAAGCGAUUCCCUGGGCAGAUAGCAGCGCAAUGGAAGAUGAUUCUAUCGCGCGAUCACUCUCUGACGAGAUGGAAGGAUCGUCUCCUCUCUCAGAGGCACCAGCACCACCGCCGCCGCAAGAAGCUGCGCCACCACGUAAAAAGCUCAAGCUGCGUGCUAAGCCCUUGCAACCAAAGAAGAGCCAGCCACGCGCAUCUGCGAAGAUUUGGGACAGCGACCUUUCCGCUGAGGAGAAUAGACCUCAGUGGGAAGAGGAGGCGCAGCAUUACGAGUCGCAGUUGGCAGAGCGAUUCGCUUGCAUUGAGCAAGUUUACGAAAACUCGCUGACUCAGAAAGAGGAGGAGCUUGGUCUGCACCUGAGCGCCAUGUAUUCCAAGCGACACGCUGCCAUCAUGCGCAAAGUGGACCAUCGCGAAAAGGUCGAAGCCAAGCAGCGGAUUGCGCGUCAAAAGAGUCGCAAGGAAGCUCAACGCAAGCAGCGCCGCGAACGCGAGAUCGAGGCAGAGUUGUUGGGCACGCUCGGCGAAGAGCCGAGUAAUCCUUCCAAGGCAAAGACACCGAGCAACGGCCCUGCUGUUGUCAGCAAGAGCGCCAAAGCUGCAGUGCCGACUGAAGGCGAAACAGGGUCAGGCAAAGGCCGCAAGCGUAAAAUCGACGCCCUGGCGGAACAAGCAGUCACUCCGCUUGCAUCGCCUAGUCUGGGCGUGGUGCCACUGGAAGGCGACGACGGCCGUGACGAUGAGUCAGAAGCCAUCUUUUCGAGGGCGAGUACACCCGAUGAGGGUGAAGAGUUGGCCACGGGUAUCAUUCCGAUCGACGAGCGUCGUGAACACGUCCUCGCUGAAGCGCAUCGCAAAAUCUGGACGCAAAUUGCGAAGCGCGAGAUUCCGAAAGUCUACAAAUUGGUCCAAGCAAGCUCCACCAACAAGUCCACCUACUGGCGUCGCAUUUCUGCUGUUGUGCAACGUGAAGCCAAACGCGGCUCUACGCGCAACACACGCACAACCAAGGAUCUCCAACUCCGUGCGCGAAAGGUGAUGCGUGAGAUGCUGGUCUUCUGGAAGCGCAACGAGAAGGAAGAAAAGGAGCUGCGGAGGAAAGCAGAUAAAGAGGCCAUGGAAAAGGCGAAGAAGGAAGAAGAGCUUCGCGAAGCCAAGCGACAGGCUCGCAAACUCAAUUUCUUGAUCACACAGACCGAGCUGUAUUCUCACUUCGUCGGGAACAAGCUCAAAACCAAUGAAGCAGAGGAUUCUGAGGAGACCUCUGGAAGUGGAGGUAACAAGGUUAUUGAUCCCACGCCCGCGGACGGCCAGGCUGCUGGUGCGUCGUCGGCUCCUCCCCUGGACUCGCAGCCCGCCGGACCAGCCGCGGGCGCUUCUGCUGCUGAUCUCAAGGACAUCGACUUCGACGAUGAGGAUGAGACCAACCUCCGAGCUCAUGCGCGGCGCAACGCCGAAGAAGCAGUGCUUGCCGCGAAGCAGAAGGCCGAGGCUUUCGACGCUCGCAAGCAGGCGGAGCAGGCUGCCGCAAACGCGAACGCGACCGGGGAAGAUGGCGAAGGACGCACCAUCGAUCAACGAGAUCUGGGCAAAGCGUUCGACUCGGAUGAUAUGAACUUCCUCAAUCCUUCGUCGAUGGGCGCAAUGGAUCUCAAGCAGCCAAAGAUGCUGACAUGUGCUUUGAAAGACUAUCAGCUAAAAGGUCUCAACUGGCUCGCCAACUUGUACGAGCAGGGCAUCAAUGGCAUUCUGGCCGACGAGAUGGGCUUGGGCAAGACGGUGCAAAGCAUAUCUCUGAUGGCCUACCUUGCAGAAGUGCACAACAUUUGGGGACCCUUCCUGGUCAUUGCACCUGCCUCCACCUUGCACAAUUGGCAACAGGAAAUCGAAAAGUUCGUGCCCAACCUCAAAGCUCUUCCGUACUGGGGCAAUGUGAAAGAACGCGCCUUGCUCAGGAAAUUUUGGAAUCGCAAGCAGAUCAGCUACCACCGCGAUGCACCCUUCCACGUUCUAGUCACCUCUUAUCAACUCGUCGUCAGCGAUGAGAAGUACUUCAAAAGGGUACGCUGGCAGUACAUGGUUCUAGACGAAGCACAAGCCAUCAAGUCGUCUAGCAGCAACCGAUGGAAGUCUUUGCUCAGCUUUGACUGUCGUAACCGGCUUCUCUUGACCGGAACGCCCGUGCAAAACUCGAUGCAAGAGCUCUGGGCUUUGCUGCAUUUCAUCAUGCCAAGUCUCUUUGAUUCGCACGACGAAUUUAGCGAAUGGUUCAGCAAAGACAUCGAGACCCAUGCAGGAGGCGAGAGCAAGGGCAGUACCCUCAACGAGCACCAACUGCGACGUCUACACAUGAUCCUCAAACCUUUCAUGCUGCGCCGUAUCAAGAAGAACGUUCAAAACGAGCUUGGAGACAAGAUUGAGAUCGAUGUCUUUUGCGACAUGAGCGCUCGACAGAGGAUGCUCUACCGAGGUCUGCGAGAGCGCGUCUCCAUCGCAGAGCUCAUGGACAAGGCAUCUUCUCAAGACGAAGCAGGCAUGAAGAGCUUGAUGAAUCUGGUCAUGCAAUUCCGAAAAGUGUGCAACCAUCCGGAACUGUUCGAGAGGGCAGACGUGCUUUCCCCAUUCGCUUUCGCUCGGUUCGCUCAAUCAGGAGCGCUUUCAAGGGAAGGAGAUGUGCUCGACUGUCCUGACUCGACGCAGAGUCUCAUCACGUACGAGCUGCCCAAGCUGAUUUGCAGUGGCGGAGGCUUUCUCUCGACACCUGCAGAAGGGAGUCGCGCCGGCUUCGACACUCACUACCUGGGCAACUUGUUAAAUAUCUGGCGGACCGAGUAUAUUCACCGCUCGCUAGACACCUCUACGUCGGCUUUUGCUGCUUUGCGACUGCUCGGGCUGGCCGCGAGCGAUGGCGAGCGUGCUUUCCAUGGCGCCGCAGUAACGAACGCGAUGCUUAGCUCGGGCUACGAAAGUGACCUCAGAGAUGGUACCGCCUUCUCGCAAGACGAUGACUUUGCCCUUUCUGCCAGACGCCCCUUUGGCCUUGUAUCCAAAGCUCUUCCGGCCAACUCCGCUUUCGUGCCGUCGCAGGUGGUGCCACUUCAUUCUGUUGCCUCGGAUUACGGCGCCAAGUCAAUUCUCGCCGGUCCAGACGCUCGUUUCGUGCCUGCAUCAGCAGUCGCGCCGCCUGUACAAGCGUUUGGCUCCGAUCGGCGCUUCGUAGAGAAACAAGAAAGGCGCAAGCGAGACACUCUCGUGCAACAGAUGCUGUUCGGCUUGCCAACGCCCGCGCUCCGCGAGUCUGAGGAUGCCGUUGCUCUGGCGCGGUCUGCGCUUCCUGGUCUGCCUCCCAAAGGCCUGCUAGAUGCGUCUCCUGCCCACCAGCUGCCUGGUGCAGGCAUGCAGGUGCCACAGAUGAACAAGCUUAUCAUCGACUCAAGCAAGCUUGCACAUCUCGACGGUCUCCUCCGCGAGCUGAAGGCAAACGGACACCGUUGCCUCAUCUACUUCCAAAUGACUCGCAUGAUUGACCUCAUGGAAGAGUACCUCAUCUUUAGGAACUACAAGUACUUGCGCCUGGAUGGCUCGUCAAAGAUCUCCGACAGGCGAGACAUGGUGACAGACUGGCAAACCAAGCCAGAAAUCUUCAUCUUCUUGCUGUCAACUCGGGCAGGUGGACUAGGCAUCAAUCUUACAGCAGCAGACACUGUGAUCUUCUAUGACCAUGACUGGAACCCAUCGAACGAUUCGCAGGCGAUGGACCGUGCCCACCGUCUUGGCCAGACGAAGCAGGUGACCGUGUACAGACUCAUAACCAAGGGUACCAUCGAUGAGCGUAUUGUCAAGCUUGCGCGCAACAAAAAGGAGGUACAAGAUAUUGUCGUCGGCAACAAGGCAUACUCUGAGACAGGCAUGGCCAAACCGCAAGAGAUCGUCUCUUUGCUCCUUGAUGACGAGGAGCUAGCCGAUCAGAUGCUGCGGCGAAAGCAACAAGAAGAAGCGCAAUUGGCGCAGGACAAAGCAGAUCAUAUGCGCAAUUUGCAUGCCAAACGAAAGCUGAAGACAGCUCAAGCCAAUGCUGCUGCUACAGCUGCCCCAGCACCGGCCGGUCCUUCCUGGGCUGUGUGGGACGAGGACGAGGACGACUUUUUCGGAGCCAAGCCACCUACAAGACCGCCAAUUGUCGAAGUGCCUGCAUCUGCGCCCAAGAAGGGCAGACCUUCAAAGAAUGCCGAUGCAACUGCUAGCCCUGUUCCCAACGGAGCUCCAAAGAAGCCACGAAAGUCUAAGACGACAGACGAAGGCGCUGGAGCAGAGGACGGUGCCACUGCGCCUUCAGCUAAGCCAUCAAAGAAGUCUCGUAAGAAAGCUGGGGCAGAUGCUUCGGGCGACGUGGCUCCUCAGAAGAUGAACGGGGAAGCCGAUUCCGAUGUAGACGUCGAACAUCCUUCAGAGCAAGCUUCUACGAUGAUGUCCAUAGACGAUCCCGACGCUUACUGA
This is a messenger RNA of Ceraceosorus guamensis, 5601 nucleotides long. RefSeq lists its product as hypothetical. The transcript is spliced from 7 exons. Gene Ontology annotation, molecular function: histone binding; ATP-dependent chromatin remodeler activity; DNA binding. Lineage: Eukaryota; Fungi; Basidiomycota; Exobasidiomycetes; Ceraceosorales; Ceraceosoraceae. Gene Ontology annotation, biological process: DNA repair. Gene Ontology annotation, cellular component: Ino80 complex. The record is from RefSeq and is a predicted model, not a curated record. The coding region runs from base 1 to 5601 and encodes 1866 amino acids.